UUCAGCUCUGGAGGGGAACAAGGACUGGCAGGAGUAGCUGCACUUGCUCCCUGGCUAAACAGAGAGUGCAGAGACAACAGGGACCCAAACGGUGGGGAUGCUCAGCCUUAUUAUGCGUCCGUCUCAGGAAUCAUCGAAUGACUAAAUAAACGACGUUAGUAGGUCUUGGGGGGUGAUUUAUUGUGGCUGAUUGAAGCUCAUGCACUUUGAAGAAACAGACCAGACAGCUGAGUUUCGGAGUUCUCGAGAUGAGUUGUGAUUCUGGACACUCCAGCAUUUACAUCUCGCCAAUGGAUUUAUAAUCUUAGACUACAUUCUUAUUUGAAGAAGCAUUCAUCUGCAUCAUCGUUACCUUUUUUUAAAAAAGUUUACGUUGGAUUGCCGCAAAAAAAUUGACCACCAUGGAAGAACCGGUCCAUGCUGGCAGCUUCAGAGCAGUUGCUCUCUUUUUCUUCCCCUUGAAUUUGGUCUGUGGCUUGGUGGACACUGAUGAUGUUUUAACUAAAGAAGAACAGAUUUAUUUGCUGCAUCAAGCAGAAGUAGAAUGUCUCAAAGAGAUAUAUGCCCAGAAGGAGAUAAUCCAAGAAGGUCACUGUUUGCCUGAAUGGGAUGGAAUUAUUUGUUGGCCCCAGAGUCCCCCAAAUGAAAAGGUGGCCGUCUCAUGUCCAGACUACAUCUAUGACUUCACCCAUAAUGGUCAUGCCUACAGACACUGUGAAAUCUACGGCAACUGGCAAUUGGUACCGGACACAAACAAGACAUGGGCCAAUUACACAGAAUGUGCUACAUUCUUCACCCCGGAACGGCGGAAGGAAGAAAAGAAAGUGUUUGACCGUCUGCGCAUCAUCUAUACCGUGGGUUACUCAAUAUCCCUUGUCUCUCUUGUGGUUGCCAUGUGCAUCCUCUGCUACUUCAAGCGACUUCACUGCACUCGGAAUUACAUCCACCUCCACCUCUUUGCCUCUUUCGUCUGCCGAGCCAUCAGUAUCUUUGUGAAGGAUAUUGUGUUGUACUCCACCUCACGACUGGAAGGGCUGCACAUGACGCAAUAUGGUGACUGGGAUGCUGAAGAGCUGAGUCUCACAUUGGGAUCCAGGACCCAGCUGGCAGGCUGCAAGGUAGCUGUGACCAUCUUCCUCUAUUUCCUGGCUACCAAUCACUACUGGAUCUUGGUGGAAGGCCUCUACCUCCACAGCUUGAUCUUCAUGGCUUUCCUUUCCAACAAAAACUACUUGUGGGCCCUUACACUCAUCGGGUGGGGGGUUCCUGCUGUCUUUGUGUCUGUCUGGGCCAGCGUAAGAGCAUCUCUGGCUGAUACACAGUGCUGGGACCUUAGUGCUGGAAGCAUGAAAUGGAUCUACCAGAUUCCCAUCUUAGCUGCAAUUGUGGUGAACUUUUUCCUCUUCCUCAACAUUGUGAGAGUCCUUGCCUCAAAGCUAUGGGAGACAAAUGCGGGGACAUUAGAUCCCCGUCAACAGUACAGGAAGCUACUGAAAUCCACUUUAGUCCUGAUGCCGCUCUUUGGUGUCCAUUAUGUGGUGUUCAUGGCCAUGCCAUACACAGCCAUCUCCAGCAUCCUUUGGCAAGUGCAGAUGCACUAUGAGAUGCUCUUCAAUUCUUUGCAGGGUUUCUUUGUGGCUUUUAUCUACUGCUUCUGCAAUGGUGAGGUACAGGCAGAGAUCAAAAAAGCCCGCUUCCGGAGAAACCUGAUCCUAGACAUAAAGCAAAAGACCCGAGCUACCAGCACAGGGGGGAGCUACUACUAUGGGGGACUCAUGUCCCAUGCCACCAACAGUAUCAGUCUGAGUAUGGCUAGCUGGGGGGUUGCCUCCGCAACAGCUAUAGCUAUGCCACUGGGGGCCAAAAACUGGCUGGUGCAUCUAGCUCCCACUGCUUCUGCAACAGAAUACAUCCCUAGCUCCUUUGUCCUGGAUGGAUCACCAAGGCAAAUGAUGACACAGAAAGCCCAUGUGGAGAAUAUCAAUGUUUUGAGAAACUGCUCCAGCUUGAAAGAAGAGUUAGAGACUAUGCUAUAAAGAGAACUUAUGAAUGUGAUAUUAAGAUUAGAUCCCUAAGCAAGUUGCAAGCAAAUUAUGAAGUCAUGAGAUAGUUAUCAUUGGAUUAGGAAGAAUUACCAUAAUUAAGCUACCAAAAUCAGCAUGAAAAAUAGCCCAGAGUAUUAACUAUCAAAUUCGUACAC
This is a messenger RNA of Anolis carolinensis (green anole), 2200 nucleotides long. RefSeq names its product parathyroid hormone/parathyroid hormone-related peptide receptor. The record is from RefSeq and is a predicted model, not a curated record. Gene Ontology annotation, biological process: cell surface receptor signaling pathway; adenylate cyclase-modulating G protein-coupled receptor signaling pathway. Lineage: Eukaryota; Metazoa; Chordata; Lepidosauria; Squamata; Anolidae. Gene Ontology annotation, cellular component: plasma membrane. Gene Ontology annotation, molecular function: peptide hormone binding; parathyroid hormone receptor activity; G protein-coupled peptide receptor activity. The transcript has 13 exons. Bases 402 to 2036 code for a protein of 544 amino acids.